Melospiza georgiana is the source of this 939-nucleotide messenger RNA. RefSeq names its product succinate dehydrogenase complex assembly factor 3 (gene SDHAF3). Lineage: Eukaryota; Metazoa; Chordata; Aves; Passeriformes; Passerellidae. The coding region runs from base 1 to 363 and encodes 120 amino acids. Gene Ontology annotation, biological process: succinate metabolic process; mitochondrial respiratory chain complex II assembly. Gene Ontology annotation, cellular component: mitochondrial intermembrane space; mitochondrion. The record is from RefSeq and is a predicted model, not a curated record. The transcript has 2 exons.
AUGGCGGGCGGAGCGCGGCGCCUGUACCGCCGCAUCCUGCAGCUGCACCGUGCUCUGCCGCCCGCCCUGCGCGACCUGGGCGACCGCUACGUGAAGGAGGAGUUCCGGAGGCACAGGGCGGCCGGGCCCGCCGAGGCCCAGCGCUUCCUGCGGGAAUGGGAGAACUAUGCAGCACUGAUCCAGCAACAAAUUGAGGACAAACAAAACUUGAGAGAAAAGGCUGUAUAUGGAAUUCAGCUCACAGAAGAAAAACUUAAUGACUUCCGUGAUGAGCAGAUUGGGCAGCUGAAGGAACUGAUGGACGAGGCUACCAAACCUCAUAAAAAAAUCACAAUUUCUAAAGACUCAGAAUACAAAACCUAAAAGAUUAAAAGAAUUAUUUUGAUGCAUAUUGCAACCAUUUUGAAGCUUUUUCCAGUUGUACUUGAAUGUGGUUUCUGUGAGAUAAUGGACGCUGCUGAUGCUAUAACUUGUCUGAAGUGGAUGUGUUUGGCUUUCUGUGCAAAAACAAAUGGAAAAAUGGAAUAAUCACAGUUUUUUGUUAAUUACCUUAUUUUUUCUCCUUUUUGUUUUUUCCUUCCUAAUGGAUGUUGAAGACUGAAAGAAUUUGGGGAAAGUAAAUUGACAUUUUUAAAAUAUGGAGUUGUUAGUUUUGGAGUUGUUUUGUAAUCUUGGCACCUACAGGGCAAAACAUCUUUCUGUUUGCUUAUCAUCCUCUUCCUUAAUGCAAAAGAUGCUAUUAGCAUUUAUUUUCUGGUCAAUAUUCAGUAGACAAAGGAAUGGUACUAAAGUGGGUUUGUUUUGGAAAGAAAUGAGCAGUAUUAGAAAAGCAUACUGCUGGUGAAAUUGGAAGUUGAUUUUUGUCUUGAGCUUUAUUGUGAAAUGGACUUUAAAAUAAAUGAUGUAGCUCAUUAUUAAAUUAACCUUGAAUCACUCUUA